Molecule: messenger RNA, 2925 nt
Organism: Cornus florida
Lineage: Eukaryota; Viridiplantae; Streptophyta; Magnoliopsida; Cornales; Cornaceae
Product: DNA replication licensing factor MCM3 homolog 2
Exons: 17
Coding region: 163-2496 (777 amino acids)
Biological process (GO): double-strand break repair via break-induced replication; DNA strand elongation involved in DNA replication; mitotic DNA replication initiation
Cellular component (GO): MCM complex; nucleus
Molecular function (GO): ATP binding; ATP hydrolysis activity; single-stranded DNA helicase activity
Source: RefSeq, a predicted model, not a curated record
UCCCGCCAAAGUAAAUGACCUUUGUUCUCUAGUUCCCGCCAAAAGCAAAACUUAGGGCUGAAAAGCGCAUAACAAUUCUCUCCUCUCUCUAUUCACACACUCUCUCUCUCUAUCUGAAGCACAAAUUAUCGCAGUCGCAGAUAGAGAAACAGAGGCCAAGAAAUGGACAUCAGCGAGGAAGUCAGGGCAGAGCACAAACGAGCUUUCCUCAAGUUUUUCGAUCAAGAUGCCCGGAGGAACUCUUACAUCGACGAAAUCAGGAAAAUGAUUCACCACAAGCGCCGCCGUUUCAUCGUCAACAUCUCUGAUCUCUUCGAUUUCAAGGGAGAUCGAGAAUUGGCUCGCAGGCUCCUUCAAAGUCCGAGCGAGUACAUACAACCGCUUUGCGAUGCGGUCACUGAAGUUGCUCGCAGUCUUGAUCCCAAGUACUUGAAGGAAGGAGAGCAAGUGCUUGUUGGCUUUGAAGGCCCUUUUGUUUCGCGUCGUGUUACGCCGAGAGAUCUCCUCUCCAGCUUCAUCGGUUCCAUGGUCUGCGUUGAGGGCAUCAUCACAAAAUGUUCUCUUGUAAGGCCAAAGGUUGUUAAAAGUGUUCACUUCUGCCCUAACACGGGAGCGUUCACUGCUCGUGAAUAUCGAGAUAUUACAUCCAAUAUGGGUUUGCCCACAGGGUCUGUGUAUCCAACGAGGGAUGAUAAUGGCAAUUUAUUGGUGACUGAGUAUGGGCUGUGCACAUACAAGGACCAUCAAACUCUAUCAAUGCAAGAAGUGCCUGAGAAUUCUGCCCCUGGCCAGCUUCCACGAACAGUGGAUGUCAUAGUUGAGGAUGACCUGGUGGAUUCAUGCAAGCCUGGAGACCGUGUGGCAAUUGUAGGGAUAUAUAAAGCUAUUCCUGGGAAAAGCAAGGGCAGUGUGAAUGGGGUAUUCAGGACUGUGCUAAUAGCUAACAAUGUCACUCUGCUAAACAAAGAGGCAAAUGCACCAAUCUACACUCCCGAAGAUAUAACUAACAUUAGGAAGGUAUCUGAGAGAGAUGAUACAUUCGACCUUCUUGGUAAUUCGCUUGCACCAUCUAUACAUGGGCAUUUGUGGAUUAAGAAAGCAGUGAUUUUAUUGAUGCUUGGUGGGACAGAAAAGAACUUGAAAAAUGGGACUCAUUUGCGAGGUGACAUAAAUAUGAUGAUGGUUGGUGAUCCAUCUGUUGCUAAGUCUCAACUGCUAAGAGCAAUAAUGAAUAUAGCUCCUCUAGCCAUAUCAACGACAGGUCGGGGUUCCUCUGGUGUUGGGUUGACUGCUGCAGUUACUUCUGAUCAAGAAACAGGAGAAAGAAGGCUAGAAGCUGGUGCUAUGGUUCUUGCUGAUCGUGGUGUUGUCUGCAUUGACGAGUUUGAUAAGAUGAAUGACCAAGAUCGUGUCGCCAUACAUGAGGUUAUGGAGCAGCAGACUGUAACAAUUGCCAAAGCUGGUAUCCAUGCAUCACUGAAUGCUCGAUGCAGUGUGGUAGCAGCUGCAAAUCCUAUUUAUGGAACUUAUGACCGAUCAUUAACUCCAACAAAGAAUAUUGGACUUCCGGAUUCUUUGCUUUCUCGUUUUGAUUUAUUAUUUAUCGUACUGGAUCAAAUGGAUCCAGAUAUUGACCGUCGAAUUUCAGAGCAUGUCUUACGUAUGCACCGGUAUCGUUCAGCAAUAGACGGAGGUGAGGCGACACUUGAUGGGAGUACAAGAUAUGGAAGAGAAGAAGAUGCUGAUGGGUCAUCUGUUUAUGUUAAGUAUAACCGAAUGUUGCAUGGUAGAAAAACGGGAAGGGCUCAGAAGCGUGAUACACUCACCAUAAAGUUUCUUAAGAAGUAUAUUCAUUAUGCAAAACAUAGGAUACAACCAGAGCUGACCGAUGAGGCAUCUGAUCAUAUUGCAACAACAUAUGCAGAGCUCAGAAAUGCCAGUUCAAAUGCAAAGACUGGGGGAGGGACGCUUCCAAUAACUGCCAGAAGCUUAGAAACCAUAAUACGACUCUCCACUGCUCAUGCCAAACUGAAGUUGAGCAGAGAGGUUUUCAAGUCGGAUGUUGAAGCAGCUCUUAAAGUUCUCAAUUUCGCAAUAUACCAUAAAGAAUUGACAGAAAUGGACGAGCGUGAGGAAGAAAGAGAGAGGGAGUUUGAGAGAAAACGCAAAGCUGACCAUGAUGGUGGUAACGCUGAUAGCACUGACCAUGGGCUUACAGCUAGUAGAGGAGGUGUGACGGAAGCCAUGGAAGUAGAUGAGCCUCCUGCAACCCAAUCCAACAUCAAUGUAUCUCCAGAAAGAAUAGAAGCCUUUAACUCUUUAUUGGGGCAGCAUGUGCGUGUACACCACUUGGAUCGCAUGUCUAUUGCAGACAUUGAGACAGUUAUGAACACUGGGGCAGCUGUCCCAUAUUCCAGGGCGGAGAUAAUGUACUUGUUAGAGAAACUGGGAGAUAAUAGAGUGAUGAUACACGAGGAUACAGUGCAUAUACUGUAAAGAAAUGCUGGUUGAUCAAUCCCCAGCUGCACUACUUCAAUGUCUCUCAGUUGACGGGAGUCGAAUUUCGGGAUGCGAUCUACCAAAGCAGCAUGGCAACAGCUUCAAUUGGAGAAAAAAUAUGGCAUGGAAUUUUUUCUCUAUGUUUGUUGUAAGCAGUUAAGAGUGAAUUCUGAAGGAGGAAUGAGACUGAAAACUGUAUUAAAGCAGUGCAAUGUUGAACUUGCUCUCCAAGGAUUUUGCCAAGCAGCAAGCCUUGUCUGACAACAUAUUUUUGCGACUGUCCUGUCUGAAAUUUGUCACUUUUCUCAUGUAAUUUUUUUUUAAAUUUUUUUAUUUCACUAACGUUUGGGACUGAUUGAUGUUUCUUUGGUUAAAACUUGUACUUGAAGAUGGAUAAAUUACAUGAGAGCUUAGUUUCAUCCUUAA